CCUUCACUGUGCUUCCGCCAGGUGGAAAAGAAGACCGAGGAUGGAGGGGACUUGAUAGAUCGCAUUGCCAACCACCCCAUCCUGCAGCUCCUUAACCUGCGCCGGAGGUCUCGGCAGAACGGCCAGAACAACAAUAACCACCACAACAACCAGCACCAUCACCACCACAGCGGAAACAGUGGACACAGGUCAAGGACCCUCUCCAGUAAUGUCGUUGCUUCGACCUCCUCGGAUCCAAAGUUCCAGGUUGGCGUAUACACACCAAAAGGCCGACGACGAGACCGGGGCCGGGGAAAGACCCCCCAUCCAGCACGCAGUGUCUCUACCCACUACAUCACAGAGCACCGUGUCCGCCCCAUUGGCCUGUCCAAGAGUGAUGAUGAGAUUCUCAACCGUGCGUCAGAUUCUCUUGAUGAGGAUGACUACAUCGAGGAUUAUAUCGAAGGCCAGAAUGCCAAGGAACUGUCAGCUGAUCUUGAAACACUCCACAUGCACAGUGAUGACUACUUCAAAGAGGUAAAGAAGCAAAAGAAAAAUGCCAAGAAGGAGAAGAGUGAGUGGAAAGAACGAUCGGAGCUUAGCAAAUCUCAGGCCAUUCCACGGAAAUUGCCAUCGAAACCUCUGGAACUGCGGAGUCCACCUGGCACAGCUCCUCUCCCCAUUAAGUUCUGCAAGAAAACUCCCAUUGCAGAUAAAAGUCCCUCCAGUUGGUUUAGUCCACCAAGACAAAAGGACCUCAACCUCCCCAUCAAGAAGAGUUCGAGCAAAGAACACCUUGGCUUGAGUAGAAAUACACCUCCAUGUGAGAGCCACACAAGUCUCAAUGCCUCCAUGGAGGUCUUACUUGAUAGUUCAUCCCAGAGAGACAUCAAGUCAUGCUUUGUGUCUCCCCGGGUGAGUGUCAAGUACUCAAGCAUAGAAAGUGUUGUCACUGGAAGUACCAUGUCCAGCUUGGAGAGCCUGCGGAGUUCCAUGAGUGAUGGCAGCAAGAGCACUGCCAGCAAUGAAUCCGCUGUGAGCAGCUAUAAAAGUUCGUCCUUGGGGAGCGAUUCCUCCCUCAUGUCCCGUCCCUUCCUGAACCUGUGUGCCCCUCAUAGGUCACUCAUCCAAUCAGCCAAGUUCCAGAUCCUUUCGCCCAUUUCAGACAAAUCCCAGGAGCCGUCUUCAGAGAAUGGUGGGCUCUCUCAGAAGAGCUCACCACAGGACCUGGCUGAGUUCAAUUCUGCACUGGCCCGCCAGAAGACUCCGUUGCAGCCCCGGAACAUCCAGGAAGAUUUUCGCAACUUCCAUCACAUCCUGCCUGGCCCCCCCAGAGAGGGUGAUGUACAGGGCUCUGACAGCGGCAUCAGCAUUGAGUAUGGACUACACAAGAGCAAAAAGGAAGAUGUCCCCUUUAGUGACUUGCCCUUUGAUAUGCCAAAGCUUCGCCGACGAUUAGCUGCAGCCAAAGUUGGAAAGACCAGUUUGUCGAGUAGCAAUUCUUCGAUAUCUUCCAGUGGUGCCACAAGUGACGGGAAUCCACGAUUUAGUCUUCCGCCAAACUUCCAGCCCACAGUUAAUCCUGCCAUUUCAAGAUUACAGCUCUCUGAGGGCCAGAGUGGGACCUCCUCUUCCAAUUCAAGUGACUGGGAAACAAGAUCCUCUGCAGAGAGCAGUGACGACCAAGGUACACCGAAGCUGAGAAAUAAAGAUCUCUUCGGGGGGAAAGCAAAAUCGGGAUUAGCCUUGGACCUUGGGUGUGCGGCCAUGGCUAUCAAGGGAGAGAAAGUGGACACUAACCUUCCUCUGAUGAAGCAAGGAUGGUACCACGGUGCAUUAAACAGGACAGAGGCUGAAGAAACACUCAGGUCGUGUUCUGAAGGCAGUUACCUGGUGCGCUCACUUGAUGUGUCUAGACAUGAAUACUCUCUUGCUCUGAAGUCUGCUCGUGGCUUUAUGCACCUGAGGAUCCAGUUUGACUGCAAGACGGGCGGGUACAUGCUCGGCCGCGGCACUAAACAGUUCCCCACGGUGCCCCACAUGAUCCACCACCACAGCAUCUUCAGACUGCCCAUCAAAGGUGCUGAACACAUGGUCCUCCUUCAUCCCGUGAGUCACGAGACCCUAUAGUUGACGCGUGGAGGAACGCCUACUGUUGUUGGAAAGAUACCCGUGACCUUCUACCAUCUCCGAGAGAAAAAAAGAAGCUUCCAGUUUGUUUCCUAGUCGACCUUUUCCAAUCCCCCCAAACUCCUCCUCAGAAGCAUGAUUAUUCGAGGUCCUGUAGAAUUUGUUGGUUUGGUUGUAGGAUGUAGUCAGUGGUAAAAACCUUUGAAGUUGCACAAGAGUUGGUGAGUGUGUCUGAGGGACAAAGAAAAUUUAGUGUGCUACAAUAAGGUUUAGAUUACUGAUUACUUCAGUCUAUUUCAUUCCAUAUCCUGUUGCUAAUUUUUUGCUAGACUCUAUGAAUCUUCCAUGAUAUAUACUGCUAGUCGUUUUCCUAGUCAUUAUUCUAGAACAGUAUUCUUGUUUAUCCAAGAUCCUUUACCCCUGAAAAAGUUCUCUUGUGAACUCUUUACCUUGACCCUCAAACCAAGAUGAAGAAAAAAGAUUUAACACUUUUCACUUUAAAAGGUUGUUGUACAUUGAGAAUAGUUGCAAUACAUGAACACAAAGAUAUUCUCCAUCUCUCUCAGCCGUAACUCUAAAUAUUCCACAGCAAACAUUCCACCAUAAGUACUUAAUGGUUUAAUCUAGUACAAAAUACCUUUGAAUACUUUGGCUGUCCAAUAAUAACUUUGAUGGCUGAAAUUUCUUCUAAGUUAUGAGGGGACAGCUUAUAUUUUGUCCAUAUACAUUCCACAGUACAUGAUGUUGCUAUACUAUAGUUGCCUAAUAUAUUGAUAGUUUAGGGAUUUGCAAGGGGAACUGUAUCAUAAUUUUUUUCCUCUUUUUUUUUCCUUUUGAUAUGUACAUAUAUUCAGGUGUGAGUUGCGCAACAAAGAAGAGCGCAAAUGAGAUUUAGAUUCCAAGAGGCACAUGUUCGACAAAGAAUAUCUCUCAGGUUAGAACCAGGAUCAAGGAUUUGCUUGAAUGCGCAGGCAGCUUUUGUGCCAACACUUAGUUUUGACUCAAUAAGGUUGUCAUUGUUUUGGGGGAGAAUGAGAUCUCACAACCUGCUGCUUAAGAUUUGGCCUUAUUGUUAAAUGUACAUGGCAAACUACACUUCGUUUUGCCUGAUCAUUGCAUGUAAGUAACUGGAUUUGUAAUUUUUAACCUAUUUUUCUCACAAUGAAAUGCAUAGGGUGUUCACAAGACGUUUGUAGUGUAAUAAUCUCAGUUGAUGUACAGUAUUAAUAUGAGCAUUGCUGACUCUCUUCCAACGUUAGUGCCAAAGUUGUGAGUUCAGGGAAUAAAUAUGGUUUUGCAGUGAAAAUAAACAUUAUGUAUAAAAAUUUUUGUUAGGAAAUAAUAUGUAUAUAUUUCAUACCUUAAUACAUCACACAAGAAUUUAGUUCAGGUUGAUUACAAAUACUGAAUAGUUCUUUGAGUUAGGGAGGGUUGUAUAUUGAACCUUAUGCAUGGAACAUGUCUAUAUAUACUCCACAUGUAGUUACCGAAACCAUAGAUGGAUAUUUUGAUUUGUCUCAUAGAAUCCAAACAUUACAAAUUGUAUACCAUAUCAACGCUAGCCAGACUGCUAGGCUAGUGAGUCCCUACCAAAUGUAGCUCGAUCUUGUCAUGUCUUAAAGAUCACGAGGCAUCACUUGUGAAGGUGAUAGCUGCUAAUUAUAUCAAUGACAUCAGCAAAAUUUGUUAUAUGAAAUUGAAAAAAGACUGUAUGGUUGCCUGAAUUUGAAAAAAUAAGAAUUGCAUCCGAUGAAUGUAGAAACUGCGGUGUUUGUAGGACAAUCAGUAUGAUAUCCUUGUAUUGGGAAUAUUUGAAAAAAAGCCGUAGAAAUACGUAGCCCAUAUGAUUAUAUUUUAGCCUCUUAAGUGAAAAGAAAUACUAAAAAAAAAAAAAAAAAAAUCUUAAAAAAAAACUAAAAAUUAGAAAUAAUAUACAAGUAGUUCUAUCUAUGAUUAUGCUUCCAGUUAUUCAAAAUUAGCUGAAGUAUUGUACCGUAGUCCAGAGAUGCAAUAAACGAGCGUCCAUCCAUGUCUUCGCCGCUGCUAUCAUACAGUCGUGAUUAAUCCCUCCAUUCCCCAUCCCUCCUCCCAGUGUAGUCGCUGGUGGCCGAGAAUUUUGCUUGACAACUUUGCUGGGUAUCGGGAAAAAAAGCUCUCACUUCCAAGGCUGUAUUUUCUCCUUAACUGAUGUCUAAGUUUGAAGUUUUGAUGAUGAUUAUUAUAUUAUUAUCAUAAUUUUUCUUUUUUUUAGAUAUCUUUUAUUGUUUCUUGUAUUCUGGAAAGAUGAUUAUAUUUUUGUUUUGUUCUGAAGCUCUGUGGAGGUUAUUGUAAUUCUGAAUGAUUUCUUUGUGUCAGCAAGGUAAACAUUUCCAUUUUGGUGAUGUAAAGCUUUUUGAAAAUUAUAUAAAUGGUGUUUCUAUUAUUCAAUAUUAGAUCAGAUUUAUUCAAGGUGCAGCGUUAUUACUCAAACUGAUUUUCACACCCAUCAAAUCUCUUUCAUUUAAACCUUUAUCAACAGUAGUCCUAUGGAACUACCUCUUAAUAUACCCGGGCUUAGAAAGUUUGAUCAUUGGUGAUAAAAGGGCAAAGUUCUUCCUGCCAUUAGUAGGAUAUAGUAGUCGAGACCACGUUAAAAGGUCAGUGUUAAGCUCUAGUUAGAUAGAUAGUACCAAGUAGCGGCCAUCCAUAUGUUACGUUUCCACACUUCCUUCAUUUUCCUCUCCCUGGUGUAAUCCCCUUUUCCUUGUAAUCUGAAGUGGUGUAUUGGGCCUACAGUAGUAAUCCUGGUAAUCCAUUUCACACAACAAUAGAAAAUGGUUUCUGUAAAUGUCUCUUUUAUGUUAGUUUGUGGAGAAAAGAAGUGGGAAAGUCCCUCUUGAAUUUUUUUUUCUCGAUAUUAUCUUUAUUCUUUUUUUGCUCCAUCCUGUAGAACACUUGUUAGCUGGUAGUCAUUUAUCAAGGGACUCAUAAGCUCUUUGCAAUUACUAAUUGUUUUUUUCAUGGAUGAUUGCCUCAGAUUUCAUAGGAACCUCUUUCAGAGUUGCCAGAUGCCUUGUAUGCAUAGAUUUCCCUGAAAAUGAUGACACUGUAGUCCUGUUAAUGAAUAUGCUCACAAACAUUCACAAAUAUGUGUAGAUACACUCAAAUGCUCACACAUGUUGAGGUAUACUCUUAAAUACACACAGACCUGCAUCCACACCCUCACACCCACGCACACCCAUGCACACUCACACACACCUAUACCCCCCCACACACACACAGACACGCACAUGCACAUGCGCACACACACACACCCAUCCACCCACCUACACACCCACACACGUGCACGACACACACGCACACGCACACGCACACUCACAUGCGCAUGCACACACGCGCACAUGCACACACACAGGUUCACAGCUGCAGAAAUUUAAAGAAACAGAUACACAGAUUAAGAGAAAAAAGGCACAUUUGUUUAUUACAUAUAUUCAGGAAAAUGCACACAUGUACGCAUACACAGCCAUGCCCACCUACCCUCGCACCACAAACAAACACCUCUUUGUUGAGAGUAAACAGGCCAUUUCACUCGUCAUUGUUAACUGUGAAUUCCAAAGACCUAGAAGUAAGUGUUGGAUUUCCUGUUUUUAGAUUUCUCAUCUUUUUAAAAGUUAUCCAAUUUUUGGAGUAUUCUCCCUUCCCCCUAUUUGACUCUAUAGUGUUUGUAAUGUCAUCACAAAUGGGUGACAAGUUAUUCAAAGUCCCUUUUGCUUGACCAAAAUUUGGUCUUUCUCCUGUUUCACAUUUAUAGGUAUUAGUUUGAUAAUAAAAAAGGAUGAUUAUUCAAUGGCUGGAAUCACAUUUGACUGCAAAGACUCCACUCAAUGUGAAUUUCACAUCACCGAGGUUUCCUGAAUAAUGGUGUAAUCCGCCCAUAAUAGUAAUGGGAUAUUUUUAAAAAGAUUUUUACAGACAUAUUGAAACGGAUAAUAUUUUGAACUAAGCUCUUAUUUAUUUUUAUGCAUUUAAUAUCAUCAGAAGACUGAACUAUAUACUCUUACAGCUAAAUGCUCAGUGGAACUGGUCGUAGAAAACAAGUACACAAGAAGUGAGGUUUUGUUAAGGUAGCGUAUAUAAUAAAUAACUGUAAGGGAUGACCUAGCUUAAAAAAACUGUCAGUGCAAGAUAUAGUGUACGCGAUUCUCAGAGUAUUGUAGGCUGAAACAGUAGGCCCAGUGGCAGUGCGAGAGUAAUGAUGUAGAUCAGAAGUGCUUUUAAACAGCCGCUAUGAGGCUUAAAGAGAGUUUAGACUUUGAUUAGUUUUUUGAGAGAGAGUGUUAGUUACAGAGUAAUUGCAGUGUUGCUCAUAUCAGGAAACUAUAUUCUACUCACUUAUUUGAUGUUGUUAUUGAUUUGUUUUUUAUUAUUUAGAAGAAAAAAAAAAAAUUCUCCAUUGAGUAAUUUCAAGAUUUUGCAAAGGCAGCAUUCGUGUGCAGUUUUUUUUAGAUUUAUUUUCCAUUAAUAUUUGGGUAUUGCAUAUUGAGGUGCAUGUACUUAAAGGAAACCAGUUAUAUUUAUAAAUACAUUCCAUGGAUAUUAGAGUACAAUGGUUUCAUCAUGUUAAAGAAAACAAAACAAAAAUUAGAAAGAUGGUUGAGUGCUGUGUGUACAAGGUGGUUAUAAAGUACAUUGUAUACCAACAACAAUUUCAGUAUUAUCACAUUUACUCUUGAUUUGAAACAUAUAUUUUACAGUGAAUAAGAUAUUCUACAUACACAAGAAACAAAAGAAAGAAGCAGUUAAUAAUUGAAAAAGAAACCAUAUUUUGAUUUACUCAUCAAUGCCAAAGAGAUUAAUAAAUGGUCUUCUUUGUUUAGCCUUAGAGACUCAACACAAUGGAUCAUCCUUUGUGACCAAAACUUGAUUACAGACUUGUGUGCAAAGUAUCGUGUAUCUGUGUCUUCAUGUGAAUUAGCCAAGUAUGAGAUUCCCCCUUUUUUUGUGCGUCAUGUUGGUUUGCUGCUAGUCUUUUCUGGGAGAGAAUUUGUGCAAUCACAUUGAUUAUUUUGGCCGUCAGGAGAAAGGUGUAACUGUGAGUUUGGAGAAAGCAGUCAGCUGGCAGGUGUAAAUGUGGGUCUGUUUCAGUGGGACUGAGAUAUCCAUGGUGUUUUAUUCCAUAAAUGAGAUAAAUGAGUAUUAUUAGUAUUUUAAAAAUACUGUAUACUGAACACAAAGACAGUUUGAUUCUAUAGAGUUUGUGCUACAUUUAUAUUAAUUAACAAAUGAUUUAACUGGACAUAUAGGUAUAUGGUAAGGUGAGUUUUUGUGUGUAUUAAGCACUAAAUCAUCAAUAACUUUCAGAUAAUAUUGAUUCAGGAACUUCAGCAAAAUCAAUUUAUAAGGUUAAUGUGGAAAUCAUCUACCACAUAAAUUAGACUAUAUAUGAUUUCACUUAAAUUUUGAUAUAAGUUAGCUAACAGCCUGUCGUGAAGUAGUCCCAAUGAAAUAUUGAUAAAGAAUAUUCAGAAAUAUGAUGAAUGCCAUUAACAGCUGAUGCAGUAUAAUAAAAAUAAUGAUUAAAGAACGUCAAUUCUUUCAGAAGGUUGUACUGAGAAGGAGCAUAAACAUUUAUAAUUUUUUAUGAAAUGUUUAAUACAAUAUUUUGCUUUGGCAAGCAUCUUUGUAUUUUGCAAGUUCAAUUACCAGGGAGAAGUGUAAUGCAAUUUAGUGGUCAGAUAAUAUUUGUGUGCAUGUUUGUAUGUGUGAGACCCAAAUAUUGCCAAAAGGUUGUACAUAGUUUAGAUAUAUGAUAUUUAAAUGAAAUUAUUUGAGUUCUUUCCUUUUAGAGGGUAUUUUGUGUUAUACAUAUAAUAUGUUGUCAGAUACAUUACUCUUAUAAUAUUUUUGGCAGUUUAAACAUUUAGAAUAGUAUGUAUACAGUUGUAUGUAUAUAGUAGAGGAAAUAGGGCAGUUCAUCAUGUAAAUAUAGAUUAGGAAUAAUUUUCAUAAACAUAUCAGAGUAGGUGUCUGCAAUUUGGAUUACACAAAAGGUUUAAAACAUUCCGAAAACUGCAGUUGUGAGAGCUUAUAUUUGUCACUUUCUGCAACAACAAAAACAAAGGGUUGAGACUCUGUACUUCCUAAAUUAUAAAAAGAAAAAGAAAAAAAACAGACCCUCUGAUAAUUCAUUUGAGGAGAGUGUUAUAAAUUUUGCUUAUUCCAGACUCUUGGUUGAAGAGUUUCUUCGUAAAAGAAUUUAGCUUGAAAAACUGGUCGUGACACUUCUUUACAUAUUGUAUAAUUUGAACUAUUGCAAAGACACUUGAAGAAUGUUUCUGUCUGCACUAAACAAGGUAUUGCUGAAAGUCCUUUAUAUAUAUAUAUAUAUGUUCUCGAAGAAGUCGUUGGUUUGAAAAGUAAGAUUUAAAAGAAAGACCUAGUGGAUUCCAUAACAUUUUUUUUCCGAUAUGGACUUCCAGUUUCGACAGUUAUCCUCGAACAGUUACAGUAGUUUCAGUAACCAUUACUUUCCUCUAUGUAGCAUAAAGGAAUAGAAAAAAAGUUCAGUUUGUAAAGAAUGUUAGUAUUUUUUUUUUUUAUUGAAAGAGACAUGCCAAGUAUGUAAAGUGUCAGUGUCAGUUUGGAUGUAGGAGUAACAAUUUAUCCUAAAUUACAUUUUUUUUACCUUGUUUUUCCUUGUACUUGUUAACUCUUAAAAAUAAAUAGUUACAGAAUUUUGUCUUUCCUUACAAUAUCCCAAUAUUGUUAUUACUAGAGUUGUGUAUUUUCGAUAUGUAUCUUUUUAUUCUAUUUUUUUUAAUGAUAGCAUUUAUAAGUAAAAUGAGAUGUAUUAUUUUUGAUAAAAAGGAAGAGAGUGACUUGUUUCAAGAGCAAAAGUUGGAAGAGGAAUGCAGUAAAGAUUAUAUUCAGUAAUGAUUAUAAUGAUUAUACUAUCAAUUUAUGAUGAUCAUGUAUAUUACUAGCAAUAUUUAUUGAAGGCAUAGAUAUCAUAAAUACAUAUAAAGGAAUCCUCUGUUUUUUUUACCAUUCUUUAUUUUUAUGUCUUUGUAUUUAGACAAUUAGAACUUUAUACCUUUUAAAACUGUUUUGACAGGGGUAUCCCCAUUUUGGGUAUUUGAAAUCAUGCACCAGAUGACUGCACAAGAGAGGAGGCACAGGCAAAGCAAAUUAAGGUAAGCAAUGUCUUCUAUUCAACAUCUUUAAUGGAAAAGCAUUUUCUUGAGUGCUGUACAUAUGAGUUGCGAUUCUACCAUUUUAAUUGCAAUAGUGCUCACAGUUUGCAUUGUAGUACAAAUUUACUAUGUUAUGUAUAUAGACAUACGUAUAGGUAUACAUGUUGACAGAUAUUUAUAUAGACAUAGAUAUAUACAUACACCCAUAGAUAUUGAUACAGAUAUAGAGAGACAGGUAGGUAGUAGAUAGUUGUAGACACUUUAGCUGUAAAAUAUGAAAGCUAUAUUAUUAUAUCUAUACACACAUAAUGAUAUGUAUCAGUUGUCUAUUGACUUAUUGCCAUCAUUCUUACUUUUCUGCAUUCGGAUAAAAAUAAAGAAUAAAGAAACAAGCUAAACACUCGUAUAAUUUUAUAGACUACAACUAAUUUAAUCAGUUGCUAUGUUUUACAGGUCGUAUAUAAUUGGUAUCUAGCAGUGCACUGCAAAAAACACCAUAAUUAUCACUACGUCUAGUCUCUUUAGCCUCAAAUAAAACACAAUUGAACAUGAAUACAAUAACCCAUAUUGCUAUACAGACUUGGAGUGCCAUUUAUUGUGUAAAAAACACCAAACCUGAAACAGAAAUCUUUUAAUAAUUUGAUCUCAAACUUCCCUUUCAGAAUGUCUAUAAAGAAGUAUCUAUGGUCGAUUAUAUUAUUUUUGACAUGUGAUGUGAUUAUGUGAUAAAAAGGUCGUGAGCAAUGGACAGCGAAACCAGUAGCUUGACAUAACUGUUUUAUUUAUUUAUUUAUCAUUUCAUGUUAAAAAAAAUAAUAUAUAACCUUACAUGUUACACCAGUCUUUUGCUGAUGUUACAUAUAUUAUUGUGUUUGUUAUUCAUAAAUUACUAAAAGUGGUCCCUAAUUGUGGACUCCAGUUGUCUGGUGCUUUAGAGAAAAGGUGAAGGAAAAGCUUUACAUUUUAAUUUAUUUAUUUUCUUUCUUGCUUCUGUUUCUGUUAAUUUAUAUUACUUUCCGUUUCUGUUUCAUGAUUUUUUUUUUUUUUUUU
Messenger RNA from Penaeus vannamei (Pacific white shrimp), 10331 nucleotides. RefSeq names its product heavyweight (gene hwt). NCBI's taxonomy places the organism in Eukaryota, Metazoa, Arthropoda, Malacostraca, Decapoda, Penaeidae. The record is from RefSeq and is a predicted model, not a curated record. Gene Ontology annotation, molecular function: phosphotyrosine residue binding.